CGUGCCAAUUUUUUUAAUUCCUACGAUUACGUUAUGAACAUAAGGUGCGUGACGCAUCCGGAUGUUUCAAUUAUCCAUUAAUUUUCCAAGUGCGCAGCCUCCAUCGCGCAGACUCUGCGUCCGCAACAUCUCUCGGAAGGGAUGAUCUCUCCCUCAGUACUGAAAAUUCGUACGGCACAAGUGUUUCGUAUCUAUCGUACGAGAUCCAUCACUGUGAAAAUAAUCAACGAACGAGUGAAUCGCAAUCGCAGAAAUUUCUAAUAACGUCGAAUGGGAUAAACGCGAAGGGCCGCGUCAUCUCGCAUCUGCUCAGGUUGAGAGAAAGCGGAGCGUUCGAUUCGCACCACCGAUGGCAGAUCACGACAACAUUUACGACGACGAGGAGCUAGUUUCAGCCAACCCAAAUCAAAGGAAUUGGCGUGGGAUAUUGAUAGCGUUGCUCGUGAUCGUCGCGGUCCUAGCCCUUAUUGUCACAUCUGUCGCUUUGCUCACACCUCCCGACGAUGGCCCCAGAGUGCGAGGAGCGCGAUUACGUCUCUCCGAGGUGCUGUCCGGCGAAUUGACGCCUUUAUUAUUCAAUGGAUCCUGGACGAGUAAUCGCCACAUAUGCUAUCGCGACUCCUGGGGCGGCAUCUCUCUGUUGGAAGCAUCGGAUACAAAAGUCACAUCGCGUAGUUUAAUGCCGAAUGAAACAUUUAGACAAUGGAACCCGGUGAAGUUCUCCUUAUCGCCGGAUCACAAGUACCUUCUUCUCGCGCAGAACGUAAAGAAGCUGUUCCGCUAUUCGUACUUAGCGCAAUACUUCAUUUACGAGAUCGAGACACGAGAGUGCAUGGCGUUAACUCCCUAUCCGGAAAAAAAUGCUCACCCGUAUCUUCUACUAGCGCAAUGGACUCCGCGCGGACACGGGCUCGUCAUGGUGCAGGAUUAUGAUAUUUACUACAGGCCAAGUCCCACGAGCAACUCCGGCUUUCGCGUGACGAACACCGCGGUGCCUGGCAUAUUGUCUAACGGCGUGCCGGACUGGCUGUACGAAGAGGAGAUAUUGCAUAGUGGAGAGGCGAUCUGGAUGGCGCCAGAUGGUCACAUGAUGCUUUACGCCUCGUUCAAUGACUCUCUCGUGGAAGAGAUGCACAUUUCAUGGUUCGGAGAGGGCAACAAAGCCUUGUAUCCUGACAUACGGUCCUUACGAUAUCCUAAGCCGGGAACGCCAAAUCCGUCGGUGCGGCUGUACGUUGCAGAUCUAGUCGAUCUAAAAAAUAUUCAUACGAAGGUAGUGAAACCGCCACCUAGCAUCGAGCAUGUGGACCACUAUUUCUCGACCGCCUCCUGGGUAUCACUGACGGAAGUCUGCAUAACGUGGCUGACGCGCGCGCAAAAUUUCUCAGUGGUGACCAUCUGCAAGAGUCCACUGUGGCACUGUCAGGAAUUACAAAGGAUAACGGGCGACGGUCGCGGAUGGGUGGACACUCCUCCGGAGGCUCCUUUCUUCUCGGCGAAUGGAAACAAUUACAUUGCAAUAAGUCCCGUGAAAGACGGACCGGCGGGAUAUUACAAGAAUAUAAUUUGGGCGAAUGUGACCAAAAAGCAACAAGUAGUAGUGCCUUUGACGCAUGGGAAGCUCGAGGUCGUCAGGAUUUUGGCGUGGGACCAAGUGAAUAAUACCAUAUAUUUCAUCGGUAUUCCGCCGAUGAGGCCGGGCCAGAGGCAUCUCUAUCGCGUGAACUCCACAAUCCCUCAUACUACGGGAUCGCCUUUGCAUCCAGCUGUAUGCCUCACGUGUACCGUUUCAUCCGGUAUGACGAGCGAUGAUGAAGGCGAGCACCGGACUAGUUCUUCGAAUCGGCAGAACGGUAUGACCAACCGAAACGAAUGGCAUGAUCACUAUGAAACUCAAACCGACCGUAUCGAUAAUAAGGAACAUCGCAAAGAGACUCCCAGGAAGGACAAGUCGAAAAGCAAGAACGUUUCAAGAAGCGGCGAGCCACCCUGUCAGUAUCACAACGCGAUCUUCCCAUCCACGGGCCUCGAGUAUUUCAUUCUCGAGUGCCUCGGGCCUGGCGUACCCACCGUGGCCCUCUACAAAACGGAGAUGCCCACGCCGCGGCUCAUCGGCAUACUGCAGAACAACACAUUGCUGCGCGAAAGGCUGGCGAACAUCGCGCUUCCGCAGGUGAAGACAUUUCCCGUGCAGAUAAGCGGUGGCUACAACGCUCAAGUGAGAUUGCACCUCCCGCCUGGGCUCAGAGAGGACGAGAUCACGCGCUAUCCGCUGGUUGUUCAGGUAUACGGCGCGCCUGGCUCGCAGCUAGUCACCGAGAUGUUUAAAGUGGAUUGGAACACGUAUUUAGCGAGUCAGAAGAACGUCAUCGUCGCACAAAUCGAUGGCAGAGGAAGCGGGGGUCAAGGUUACAAAUUGCUCCACGAGGUUUAUUACAGGCUGGGCUCUGUGGAGGUGGCUGAUCAGCUCGAAGUCACGGAGUACUUACGGGACUCGCUGCACUUCGUGGACAAACGGAGAGUCGCUGUUUGGGGUUGGAGUUACGGCGGCUUCGUCGCUGCACUCGCCCUGGCUUAUCCGGAGCAAAACGUGUUCCAGUGCGGGAUAAGCGUGGCGCCUGUCGUCUCCUGGGAACUCUACGAUUCCGCGUACGCCGAAAGGUACAUGGGAUUACCGAACGUGACGUCCAAUUACAAAGGCUACGCCGACUCCAACGUUUACGACAAAAUCGAGUAUCUGCGUAACAAGAUGUUUUAUUUAGUACACGGGACUGCGGACGACAACGUCCAGUUCCAACAGUCCAUGGCGCUCGCCCGUUACCUCGCCAAGAAGGGCAUACUAUUUCGGCAGCAGGUUUAUCCGGACGUGAGCCAUACUUUAGCGGGCGUUAAGGGACAUUUGUACCUCUCGAUGGCACAGUUCUUAGAGGACUGUUUCCAAAAACAAGUACCUGUCGACACGAAAGCCGGUCUCGGCAGCGGCGGCUCCAUGUUUUAAUGCGCAUUAAGAGAUGAUUAACUAUUGCGUAGAGAUAUCCACGAGUUGGGUAAAGUUGCGUAAAGUAAAAAGAGAGAAAAAACAAACAAACAAACAAACAAACAAACAAACAAGAAAAGAAAAUUGUGAAAAUCUAAACAUCUCCAAAUUGUGUUCCGUUUAAUAGAAUAUUUACAAAGGAUGUGCGUGGCCCAUCGUUUUGUACUCCAACACUCGAAAUUAUAAAAUGAAACGAGAAGUAUGUACAAUCGAGCAAUUCAUCUCGUGCGCGAUUUACAAUGCGUUUACACCGGUUAAAAAAGCACGCAUCGAUCAUCCAAUCAAAUAAAUCGUCUAUGAAAUGUGCAGGUGAUAUUUAUUUAAAGAUCGUCGAUACCUGAACAUGAGGUAAGAUCGAUAUACAACGGACGAAAUCCGCGUCACGCUUUUCACAAGGGAAGUAGUGCUAUAAUGACAAUCUUUUACCGCACACACACACACACAUAUAUAUGUAUUAUCAUACAUUAUACAUUUCUUAAAACAUCUAACGGUAUCUUUAAUUCUUGUAAUUAUUAAGAAAAUGGCAACUUACAUUCUUCACCUUACGAAGAACCUUUAUGUUUAUACACGAUGACUUAUGUAUAUUUCCUCGUUCACUCGAUUAAUUUUAAAUAACUCUUUCGCGAUAUGAUAAAUAAUGUUCUUGAAUGAUUGAGCGAAUUAGUGAAAAAAACUCUCAUACUUCUAACGAUCUCAUCUCCUUGCAAGAUAAUAUUUUUUAAUCAUCGAAUGUAUUGGAGAAAACAAAUGUGAAUAUUGUAAAAAAUAUUGAAAAAUAAGCAGUACAGAAUUGUUCUGGUUAAUCAUGGAGGUGAUCUCCAUCGUAUCCAUAUUGUAUAUGCAAAUGUAAAUCAGUAAAUGAAAGAGUAGCACUUUCAUGAAUACAAAUGGCUGAUGUUUUCAGAAAAAAAAAAUGAUAUAUUAAUUGUACGAUCGAGUAAUUAUGAUAAUAUAACUGAUCGGAUAACUAAGAAACCUCAAAAAAAAAA
Messenger RNA from Linepithema humile (Argentine ant), 4026 nucleotides. RefSeq names its product Dipeptidyl peptidase 10 (gene Dpp10). The record is from RefSeq and is a predicted model, not a curated record. NCBI's taxonomy places the organism in Eukaryota, Metazoa, Arthropoda, Insecta, Hymenoptera, Formicidae. Gene Ontology annotation, molecular function: serine-type peptidase activity; dipeptidyl-peptidase activity. Gene Ontology annotation, biological process: proteolysis. Gene Ontology annotation, cellular component: plasma membrane.